AUGUCUGAUGUUAUUGAGGAUUUAUCCACAAGGUCAGUGACGAAGUUCUACCAAUAUCUCUUGGCUUUGGUGUUUGCUGUAAAAGAGAUCAAUGAGAAUCCUCACAUUUUACCAAAUGUCACUUUGGGUUUUCACAUCCUCAAUUGUUACUAUCUUUUGAAGAUGACCUAUAAGGCCACCCUCAGCCUCCUCUCAACACACCAGAAUUUCACCCCCAAUUUCAAGUGUGGUACCCAGGAAAAACUUAUAGCUGUCAUAGGAGGACUUAUGACUGAAAUCUCAACUAGCAUUGCAAGAAUAUUAGCCAUCUACAAGAUACCACAGCUCACUUUUGGAUCAUUUUCCACAGCGCAAAGGGACAGAUACACUUCCUUGUAUCAGAUGGUCCCCAAUGAAGCCUAUCAGUAUAUGGGAGUUGUACAUUUCCUUCACCAUUUCAGAUGGACAUGGAUUGGUCUCAUUGCUGUGGACAAUGAUAACGGGGACAGAUUUUUGCAGGCAGUGUUGCCUUUGCUUUCACAGAACAAAAUCUGUUAUUCCUUUAUUUUAAGAAUACCCAAAAGGACAUACAAGGAUGAAAUCCUCAUAUCACUGUUAGGGCUACAAGAACAAUAUUCACAUCUUGUUGAGUUCAAAGCCAAUGUGUACUUUGUAUAUGGGGAGCCUCCAACACUGCCCAUUUUGAGCAUGUUGCUUUAUACAACAGAAAACUGGAUACUUCAAGGUAAGGUGUGGAUUAUUACAUCUCACUGGGAAUUUGAAUCAUUGUCCAUUCAAAAGAUUUGGAACACAGAAAUCUUCCAUGGUGCCAUAUCAUUCACAGUCCACUCUAAUCAGCCACCUGGAUUCCAAAAGUUCCUUCACACCAUAAGACCUUCCUGGGCAAGAGGAGAUGGCUUUAUCCGGGACUUUUGGGAGGAGGCAUUCAGCUGCUCAUUGGAAAUUUCCAAUGUGCACGAAGAGAACAAGAGAAUCUGCACUGGAGAGGAGAAGUUGGAGAAUGUUCCAGGAAUUUUGUUUGAAAUGGACAUGACUGGUCACAGCUACAAUGUCUACAAUGCUGCCUAUGCUGUGGCACAUGCUUUCCAUGCCAUCUACGUAUCAAGAUCCAUAAAAAGAAGAUUCAAAGAUGGAGGUCAUCUGGAAUUUCUGAAUCUUAAUCUUUUUCUGAGAAGCUUGUCCUUCAACAACAGUGCUGGAGACACCGUGCAUUUUAAUGAAAAUGGAGAAUUAGUGGAAGGUUUUGAUGUUACUAACUGGAUAACUUUUCCAAACAGCUCUUUUGUUAGAGUAAUAGUUGGAAGGCUAGAUCUUCAAGCUCAUCAAGGGCAAGAAUUAACCCUUAUUGAUGAUAUAAUUGUGUGGCACAGAAACUUUAACCAGGUGCUGCCCCAUUCUGUGUGCAAUGACAAUUGUAAUCCUGGUUAUCACAAGAAAAGGAAGGAGGGAAAGAAAUUUUGCUGCUAUGAUUGUGCUCCAUGUCCAGAAGAGAGGAUCUCUGACCAAGUUGACAUGGUUGCCUGUGUGAAAUGUCCAGAUGGUUUCUUUGCAAACAACCACCAAAACCAAUGCAUUCUUAAGGAUACAAGCUUCCUCUCUUUCAAAGAACCUUUAGGAAUCAUCUUGGUCGUGUUUGCAAUUUCUUUCUCUCUGAUCACAGCUUGGGUGCUUGGAGCUUUCAUAAAGUAUCGUGAGACACCUAUAGUCAAAGCCAACAACCGGAGCCUCACCUACAUUCUUCUCAUCUCCCUUCUUCUCUGCUUCCUCUGCUCUUUGCUCUUUAUUGGACAGCCUCAAAAUGUGACCUGUCUACUGCGACAAACUGCAUUUGGAAUCAUCUUCUGUAUUGCGCUAUCUAGUGUGCUGGCCAAAACCAUCACUGUAGUUCUGGCCUUCAUGGCAACCAAACCAGGAUCUAGAGUAAAGAAAUGGGUGGGGAAAAGAAUUGGCAUUUCUAUAAUAAUUUCCCUUUCCUUUAUUCAAGCAGUUGUUUGUAUUCUGUGGCUAAGUACUUCUCCUCCAUUCCCAGAUAAAGAUAUGCAUUCAUUGUCAAGGAAAAUCAUACUGGAAUGUAAUGAAGGGUCUGUUACCAUGUUUUACUGUGUUUUGGGCUACAUGGGCUUCCUGGCCACUGUCAGCUUCAAAGUGGCUUUUUUUGCGAGGAAGUUACCGGACAGUUUCAAUGAAGCCAAGUUCAUCACAUUCAGCAUGUUGGUCUUUUGCAGUGUAGGGCUGUGCUUUGUUCCGACCUAUCUGAGCACAAAAGGGAAAUUCAUGGUGGCUGUGGAGAUCUUCUCCAUCUUAGCUUCCAGUGCUGGUUUAUUAGGCUGCAUAUUUUUACCCAAAUGUUACAUCAUUAUUUUAAGGCCAGAGAUGAACAGUAGAGAGCAGUUAAUACAAAGAAAGAAUAAAAAAUUUUUUGCUUAG
Eublepharis macularius is the source of this 2427-nucleotide messenger RNA. Its product is annotated as vomeronasal type-2 receptor 26-like. The record is from RefSeq and is a predicted model, not a curated record. Gene Ontology annotation, molecular function: G protein-coupled receptor activity. Gene Ontology annotation, cellular component: membrane. Bases 1 to 2427 code for a protein of 808 amino acids. The transcript has 6 exons. Gene Ontology annotation, biological process: G protein-coupled receptor signaling pathway. Lineage: Eukaryota; Metazoa; Chordata; Lepidosauria; Squamata; Eublepharidae.